CUGGACAGUCCACCAGUCAAUAGCUCGCAUCACUCUGAGACACUAAGACUCCGACUCCCUCGAGACUCCCGCUCCGCUGCCCUCGUCGAGAAUCAAAGGAAAUACGACAACACCACCGACUCUACCCCCCCUACACCCCACCUUCUUACCUCCUCAACCGACUGACAACAACUUCCCACGCCAAAUCGGACCUUCUUGUGCACAAAGAAGAACGGGUGGUCGCAUUCACGACACAACAACCGGCGUGGCUGCGACCGACCGACGUCGAAUCUGUACGCAGGGUGUCGUUGAAAGUUCAUGUCCUCCUCCAACGGUGGUGUCGCCAUUGGUAUGGCUCAGGCUCAUGGCCCUCUGUCAAGGACCAAUACUGCACCAGUAUUCACAGCAAGAGCGAACGGCGCACCAGCCAUAAAUCAAACAAUGAGUGGUUCCAGUCGAUCUUCUCAAAUGUCGGCUCCUUCAGCUACAUUUACCUCGUCCUCCUCAACCACGUCCCUAGCAUCGUCGCAAUCCAGCUCAUCCACCAUUAUGCCCCCUACCUCGAGCGGCCCGGUUCAAGCGACCAACAACAUCAUCAACCAGAAAGCCGACGCAUCGAGAUCUCUUUACCAGAUAUGUGUGAGUCUACGUAGUCGGUUGACCCAGGUCCCUGGUUUCGACGCACAUAUAAAAGAUUUAUUACAGGAAGAUCCAGGGGAGGAUAUGGAUCCAGUUUCGUCGCUAUGGAGGUGUUUACGAAGAGGAACCCCGCUUCUAACAAUCUACAAUUCUCUCCGACCACCCAUUCCACUCCACCUGGCUGAGGAGAGUAUGCCUGUGGCCAGCCGACCAAAGAACCUACCCAAGAAAGCAGCAUUUAAGUUUGUGGAGGCUUGUUUGAAAGGAGAACUGCUGCUGGAUUCUGGAGAGUGCUUUGCCUUGACCGAUUUAUUUGGCGACGAUACGACUGGAUUUGUUAAGGUCAGUAAAGUUCAUGCAAAUUUUCUUUAUUCUUCAAGAUAUUCACUACGUUAUACCCCUCACCUAUCUAUGGAUAAUCUGUCAACUUGUUCAUUUCCUUUCCCCCUGUCGGAUCCGAUUAUUGUCACUAUCAGGGAUAAUGCUCUAAUUCACUCGGUGUAUUGCUUGUCGCCCUUACUUAUCUCGCUUGCUUACCUCCCUUGCUUCACCACCUCACCACCUAUGAAUUUCACUACUAUACUUCUUUUUCAUGGGCUAUCUCCCUCACGUAUUGUUACAAAAGCUAAAAGAUACUCCUAUAAAGGUUACUCAAGUCAUCAACAAAGUACUUGAUAAAGCUGAAGAACAAGGAUUUCUUGAAGUAGCGAGAAUGGAUGUACCGCCAACUCCAACUGCAACAACCGGUGGCCAGAAGAGUUACCGUGAUCAUGUCGUAGGAGAGCUGGUUGAUACAGAACGAAAAUACGUACAGGAUUUGGAAAAUCUCCACGAGUUGAAGAAAAAGAUUGAGCAGAAAGGGGUUAUUACUGGUGACGUGGUUCACGACAUAUUUCUCAACAUCAACGCAAUAUUGGACUUCCAAAGACGAUUCCUCAUCAAAAUUGAAACCACCAACUCCCAGCCAGACAGUCAACAGAAAUGGGGCCUCCCUUUCACCAAUUACGAAGAAUCCUUCAACAUAUACAAACCAUUCAUUGCCAACCAACGUAAAGCUGCAGAUAUAGCAAAGAAGGAGUUUGAAAAGAUAAAAUUAGCCGAUCACCCGGUCGUCGUCGACUUCAACACUUUAGAUGGAUUCCUCCUGAAACCAAUGCAACGUUUGGUCAAGUACCCCAUGCUGCUCAAGGUUUGUAUCCCCCUUUACACUUGUAAAGAAAAUAGCUCACCAGGUUAGGAUCUCCGUGACAAGACCAACGCCAGCGAAGAGACGAAAGCAGACUUGACUUCUGGCAUUGAAGCAUCAAACAGAGUCCUCAAAGAAGCCAAUGACGCCGUUGAUCAAGAAUUACUACGUGAAGCUAGAGAGGAUAUGGAGUCUCGCGUAGAAGACUGGAAAAAUCACCAAAUCGACCAGUUUGGCGACCUUCUCCUCCACGGUCACUUUCCGGUUGUCAAUGGCAAAAGCGAUGGGCAAAAAGAAGUACGACCCCGCAAAAAUUCCAAAAAAUUCCAAUUCUUCAGCAUGGACUCUAAGCGCAAGGCGCCGGAGACUACGAUGCGCCGAUCUGAGUCGUCCACCGCUAGUGGGUGGGAAAUGAUAUCCAUUCCAGAUGAAGUCGAUGACCAGCGUUUAGACUCUCCCACUGAAGUUGAAGGGCGCUCCUUGAACCAAUUUUUCUCAGAUAAGAUCUUUCAUGAGUUUCUGGGUCGUGAUAGAGGAUCUGGGGAGCCCGCUCUUGCAAAAAGCUAUGCUGACAGUAUGGGCAUCAUCGCCCCUUUCUAUGAACAGUACACGAUUUACCUCUUCGAACGAAUUCUCCUAUGUUGCAAGGAAGUCAACCCGAACAAGUCAAAGGAUAAGUAUAUGGGUGGAACUCAAAAGGACAAAAAAGAUAAGUCAAAAGGAAAGGAACCUAACAAGAAUUUAAAGCUUCAACUCAAAGGACGAAUCUUCAUGACCAACGUUACAGACGUUCUCUACACUGCCAAACCAAGUGCCUGUACCAAACUCUUCUUUGACAGCCUCCCGCUAACCUCUUGUCAGGCUCUUACACGGUUCAGAUCUUCUGGAAAGGUGAUCCAGGAGUCGAAAAUUUUAUGAUUCGCUUCUCAAACGAAGACUCGAUGAGAAAAUGGCAUGCAGGCGUUGACGCACAAAGAAAGGUGCAUGCCCAGAGCUCGCAGAAUAUGAGCCCGGAUGCAGGUCCAGCUGAUUUUGCAUGGAUGCGAGACCAGACAGCAUCUAUGCCAAAUCCAUAUGCGCAACAGGAAGAAGAGGACGAAGAAGACGAGUAUCACGUCCAAACACCACUCUACCCGGGACAGAUGAAUCAAAUGUUGCCGCGAAACCCCUCCAGCUCAAGUUUGCGAGCAAGAUCUGCCACUAACGAUAGUGCCCAAUCGCUUGCCGGCAUUGCCCGCGCGCCUCCGCCAAGAUUCCCCAUCGGCAUCCAGAACCCUCCACUGAGUGUACAGACACAAGCAAUGCCUUCACCAAAUCAAAGGUCUGGCGACUCAUACUUCUCGCCUGUCGCUGAGUCUCCUGCGAUUUCGGUUAGAUCCAGCAACAGCUCCUCGAUGUUUCCAUUCCCUCGACAAGGCAUUCCGCAAGGCUGGGAAGACAACAAUCGAUAUACCGCACCCGCCAUGGCAAGAGCGCCGUCGAGGGGUAGCCAGACACCAAUGGACGCAGGUGCUUAUCAAAUGAACGGCCGCACUCCACAAAGACCAUCUCUUCCUGCGAUGGCUUCGCAAUCGUCUCAAGGAAGCGUAUCAGCCCAACGCAGUCGAUCCUACUCCACACCUGACAUCAACAACCAAAUUGGAGUUCGGCGCCUACCCAACGGAACCCUCAGCGGCAACGGCCAGGUCCCUGCAGUUCCAGGCAUACCAGCACACUUACACCCAGGCUACGACAACGGUAUCCCAAGAUCCCAGAACAAUUCGCCAAACGGCCUACCAAUGAGAUCAAGCACACAAUCACCUGGUGUUCAACGAGAACGUCUGGGAACCCCAACACAAUACCAAGCUCCGCAAUAUGCCAGAGCCAACCAUCAACAAGUCGCCGAAAGCAGGACCAUGUCACCACCUCUACAGAUGCCUGGUGAGGAUGGAACCCUCCCAACUCAGCUUAAGGUGAAGGUGAACUGCGAUGGAAAUUACGUUACUCUUGUGGUAGCUUUCAACAUCACAUACCAAUCUCUUAUCGACCGAAUUGACGCCAAGGUCGGACGGUUUUCGAACAAUGCCAUCGCCAGAGGCACCAUGAGACUACGAUAUCGAGACGAGGACGGCGACUUUGUGACCAUCGAAUCAGAUGAGGACAUCCAAAUUGCGUUUCAAGAAUGGCGAGAGGCCCAGAAGGCACAAUAUCAUGCUGGUCAACUUGGAGAGAUUGAAUUGUUUUGUCUUAGUGUUGAUUAGACGAGGUCCCUUUUUUUGUUUUUUCUUUUGAAGAGUUGCGAGACACAAGCUGCUUUGAUUCAUCGAGGCAGGAAAGAUUUAUGUGUGGUCCGUCAAGUUUUUAAUCGGUUUCAACCACGGCUGGAGUUUAUGAUUGCAACGUUGAGAUGAAUUUGGGACGGCAGGACAAUGUUUUCAUGAGUGGUUUUCUUUUUUUACUGAUUCUUCACAAUGGUGUUUUCGGCGUCAUCUGCAUAGCCUUUUCUGCAGGUACCAAAGGGCGCCAGCGACACGGUGCUUUUUUUCAUUCGGGAUGGGUGGCGUACCUGAAGCCUGUUUUUCUGAGCAGUGAAGAAGAUAUGUUUUGCUGCCGAGUCAAUUGGGGAGGGUCAAAUUAGCGUAUACACAACGUAGCAUAGAGAAAGUUGAGUUGAAAAGAUACAAUAUAAAGUUCCACUGCUGC
This is a messenger RNA of Hymenoscyphus albidus, 4486 nucleotides long. Lineage: Eukaryota; Fungi; Ascomycota; Leotiomycetes; Helotiales; Helotiaceae. The record is from the annotation of a GenBank genome assembly.